UGAUUUUAUUUACCUAUUUAUUAAUCCAAACUCAUUAUUUUAAUUUAAAAAAAAAAUUAAAAAAAAAAUACCCGCUUUUUUCUCAAUUUCCCUCCAAGAAUAUGGCCAACAAGAAUUUUUCCCCUGCUUCGCGCCACAAACAAGCGUCCCCUGCACCGUCUUCCUCCACCGAUUCGCCUCUUUCCGAUGAUUCUCCGGCCAUGUAUCCCGUUGAAUACGAGCGGGUCGUCGGUGCUUUCAUGUUUGGGGACCAUAUCAGAGCCUUGGAGCUCGUCGAUGACGCCCUUUCCAGCUACCCGGAUUCGGCCCUUCUCCGCAGCACCCGAAACGUCAUUCACUACAGAGCCGCUUCCUUGCUCAGAGACCAGAAGUCCAAGGUUGAAUACCUGAAGAAAGCGGCCGAGUUCGCAGGCCUUGCCUUCGCUAUGGCACCGAACUCCAUCUCCUGCGCUAGAUUGAACGUCGCCAUGCUUUUCGAGCUGACGGAGAUCGCCUCCCCUACUUCAGUCUCCGAUUACGAAGAAGUAAUCCGGCAUUGCGAGAACGCUUUGAUGUUAAAGAACCCAGCGGACCCUCUUGAGGGUAGCUUGGGAAAGACCAAGGCCGAGCGAGUCUUGUCGGUCAGAAAGGAGUUCUUAACGGUCAUCGAGAAGGCCAAGACGAGGAUCAAUUUUCUUGGAGGUGCGAAUAGUAAGGACUGGUUGAAGAAGCUUGUAGAGAAUGAUUUUCUGUCGUCCGUAAAAAAGGGUUUUGAGAACAUAGAACAGUUAAGGAAAGAGAUCACAGAGCCGAUGCCGCUGAAGGCCAUAUUUCCAGCGUCGAGUCGAGCCUCGAAGGAUGAUCGGCUCACGGAGAAAAGAAAGAAUCAAAAUCUCAAGAAACUGAUGUCCAACGUCGGCAAGACAGGUCGAGUCAGGACUUACUGGAACAACAUGGAUAUCGAAGAAAGGAAGGAAUUAUUCACUAUAAGAAUAGAAGAUCUCAUAGCGUAUUUGGAUAAGAACAAGCUGGCGAUGGUGAAGGAGACUUUGGUAGAAGCGAUAGAUUUCGCUAAAGUGAAAAGGAAAUGGAAGUUUUGGGAAUGUUGUUGUUGCGAAGGAAGGUUUUCGGUCGGUGAAUGGAAUUUGGACCACAUUGGGGAUAUGCAUAUAGCUCCCCAGUCCGGGAACAUACAAUCCGCUGCUCCGGAAUUCUUAGCUCCUGACUUGGCACAUAACCUGCUUCAAGCUGAUGUAUGGAAGCCUGUGGAUUCUAUUUCUGAGGCCAAGAUUAUGGAAGACCUGCCGUCUACUGCAGAUAAUGGCUCUGAAGGUUUUAAUGUUAGUCAGUGGCAUUAUUGUGAUGAUAGAAAGCGCGCUGAUAUCAUCGAGAAAAUUCGCUCAUGCCUGCAAAUGUUUAUGCAAAUAAAUUGUCUUGCUUCUAGCCAUCUCACUAUGCUGCUGACCAUGACAAUGGACAUGCUGCAAAAUCGCAUCCCAAGAUCGAUUCUCGAGGAUCAUGGACUGCACCAGACACUCCGCUCGAUAUGCUUAUUGGAAGUGCCGGAGCUUGAACGCGUUCUUGAUUGCUUGGAAGAUCUGGCUUGUGCUUGCUCAUUGCGUUUUCUUUGUGAGCGUUUCUCGAUAGAAGAAUCGAUAGGUUAUCAGGGACCUUGCUUUAAAGAGAGGAUUGUUUUCAGCAGCGACUUCUCUUGCCUCCAUCUGGAUGAGCGAUCGCUGCUGCGAGGACAGAUUGAUGCGCCGGAUGAUGGGAUUGCAGUGGCGUCAACUAUUGCGGAGGAUUGUGGUAAUGAUGAGGCAGAGCUGUCUGCGGAUAGUGACCCUAUUGUUUAUGAAUUAUGCGUUGGAGUUCCUAAAAUUGGGGAGCAGUGGAAGGAAUGGACAAGUAUGAGAGAAUCGACCAGAAAUCUGGGAAAGGGUUUGGUGAAGAUCCUUCAGAUGGAAUCUACACGUGAGCAGUUAAUGUUAGCCAGAAAACUCAGGAUUUUGAGAUACGAGGACACAUUGCUGAGUGUAGAGAGAAUAUGUGUCGAGGAAAAUAAGAAAAGGGAACUAAUUCCAGAUUACGACCCACAGAGUUUUGAGUCUCUAUUGUCGAAGCGGAAGGAGGAGCUUGAGAUGGAGGGUGAUGCUGCGAUAGAUAGCACAAGCAAUGAGAUAGAUAUCAUACUUAGUAUUCUGGAAGAAGCACAAGCAAACACUGACAUAAACAAAGCAAUCCAGAAGCAGAGGGAACAUAUAUCUCGAGAGGUUUACAAACUCGAUGCCAUAAUCCUGACAACUAAAUUCGCCGUAGGGCAGACGGGGAAGAGACUUUGGAGCGUAUUACUUCAUGACUAUCGGUUCAUUAUCGUUCCCCUGUUGAUGUCAUUUGUGCAGGCACGCCUACAGGAUAUGGUUGACAAAGAUGCUGCAGAGAAGUCUAGUACUGCAGCAGAAGCUCUGUUAGCAGAGCUUGCCGUCGAUGCCAAGAAAAACACUGAUAAAGGAGGUGUUAGUUCGAAAAAAGGAGACGGAAAGUCAAAGCGUAAAAAGAAGGGAAAAUAUCACAGCAAGGCCAAAAAUUCUGAGGGAACUGGUGGUAGUAAGGAGCGGCAUCCCUUUAAUCCCAAAAAUGUGGAACAAUAUGACAUUCCCAUAAGCCCGGAUGAAUUGGAGCAACGGGAACAGGAAGAUGUUGGUGAAGAUGUUGGUCCAAGUAAGCAGGAACAGGCGGAGGAACUUCAGCGUGAGGCUAUGGAGGUGCAAAGAAAGCUCGAGAAAGUUUUGGAGUUUCAGAGGAAAUUCGAGGAUGAGGCUAAACAAAAGCGCCGAGCUGAAAAGGCAAAGAUCGUGGGGGGAACCAGUGCUGAAAAUGUUGCGGAGGAUGUGCAUGUUGUCUUCUCCAAACUUAGCGAAGAUGUUGGUCCAAGGGAGCAGGGGCAUGACGAGGAACUUCAGCGUGAGGCUAUGGAGGUGCAAAGAAAGCUCGAGGAAGUUUUGGAGUUUCAGAGGAAAUUCGAGGACGAGGCUAAACAAAAGCGCCUAGCUGAAAAAGCAAAGAUCGUGGGGGGAACCAGUGCUGAAAAUGUUGCGGAGGAUGUGCAUAUUGUCUUCUCCAAACUUAGCGAAGAUGUUGGUCCAAGGGAGCAGGGGCAUGAAGAGGAACUUCACCAUGAGGAUGAGGAGGUACAAGGAAAGAUUGAUGAAGCUUUGGAGUUUCAGACGAAAUUAGAGGACGAGGGUAAAGAAAAGCGCCUUGCUGAAAAAGUAAAAAUUAUGGAAAAUGUUGCAGAGGAUGUACCUGUUAUCUCCUCUGAACCUGGUGAAAAUGUUGAUCCAAGUGAGCUGGAACACGAAGAAAAAUUUCAGCUCGAGGAUGAGGAGGUGCAAAGAAAGGUUGAUAAAGCAUUGGAGAUUUAUUUGAAAUUUGAGGAAGAGGUUAAAAGAGAGCUCCUUGCUGGAAAAGCAAAGAUUGAGGAAAAUGUUGUAGAGGAGGUGCCUCUACUCUCCUCUGAACCUGGUGUUGGUCCAAGUGAGCAGGAACAGGAAGGGGAACUUCAGUGUGGGGAUGAGGAGCUGCGAAGAAAGCUUGAUGAAGCUUUGGAGUUUUAUUUUAAAUUUGAGGAUGAGGCUAGACGAAAGCGCCUUGCUGAAAAAGCAAAAAUUAUUGAAAAUGUUGCAGAGGAUGUGCCUGUAAUUUCCUAUGAACCUGGUGAUGAAGGUGUUAAACUUGAUCCAAGUGAGCAGGAACAGGAAGGGGAACUUCAGCAUGGGGAUGAGGAGGUGCAAAGAAAGGUUGAUGAAAUAAAUUUUGGGGAUGAGGCUGAACGAAAGCGCCUUGCUGGAAAAGCAAAGAUUAUGGAAAAUGUUUCAAAUGAUGUGCCUGUAAUCUCCUCUGAACCUGGUGAAGGUGUUGGUCCAAGUGAGCAGGAACAGGAAGGGGAACUUCAGCGUGGGGAUGAGGAGCUGCAAAGAAAGCUUGAUGAAGCUUUGGAGUUUUAUUUUAAAUUUGAGGAUGAUGCUCGGCAAAAGUGCCUUGCUGAAAAAGCAAAAAUUAUUGAAAAUGUUGCAGAGGAUGUGCCUGUAAUUUCCUAUGAACCUGGUGGUGAAGGUGUUGGUCCAAGUGAGCAGGAACAGGAAGGGGAACUUCAGUGUGGGGAUGAGGAGCUGCAAAGAAAGCUUGAUGAAGCUUUGGAGUUUUAUUUUAAAUUUGAGGAUGAUGCUCAACGAAAGUGCCUUGCUGAAAAAGCAAAGAUUAUUGAAAAUGUUGCAGAGGAUGUGCCUGUAAUUUCCUAUGAACCUGGUGGUGAAGGUGUUAAACUUGAUCCAAGUGAGCAGGAACAGGAAGGGGAACUUCAGCAUGGGGAUGAGGAGGUGCAAAGAAAGGUUGAUGAAAUAAAUUUUGAGGAUGAUGCUCGACAAAAGUGCCUUGCGGAAAAAGCAAAUAUUAUGGAAAAUGUUGCAAAUGAUGUGCCUGUAAUUUCCUAUGAACCUGGUGGUGAAGGUGUUGGUCCAAGUGAGCAGGAACAGGAAGGGGAACUUCAGUGUGGGGAUGAGGAGCUGCAAAGAAAGCUUGAUGAAGCUUUGGAGUUUUAUUUUAAAUUUGAGGAUGAUGCUCAACGAAAGUGCCUUGCUGAAAAAGCAAAAAUUAUUGAAAAUGUUGCAGAGGAUGUGCCUGUAAUUUCCUAUGAACCUGGUGGUGAAGGUGUUAAACUUGAUCCAAGUGAGCAGGAACAGGAAGGGGAACUUCAGCAUGGGGAUGAGGAGGUGCAAAGAAAGGUUGAUGAAAUAAAUUUUGAGGAUGAGGCUGAACGAAAGCACCUUGCUGGAAAAGCAAAGAUAAUGGAAAAUGUUGCAAAUGAUGUGCCUGUAAUCUCCUCUGAACCUGGUGAAGAUGUUGGUUCAAGUGAGCAGGAACAGGAAGGGGAACUUCAGCGUGGGGAUGAGGAGCUGCAAAGAGAGCUUGAUGAAGCUUUGGAGUUUUAUUUUAAAUUUGAGGAUGAUGCUCGACAAAAGUGCCUUGCUGAAAAAGCAAAAAUUAUUGAAAAUGUUGCAGAGGAUGUGCCUGUAAUUUCCUAUGAACCUGGUGGUGAAGGUGUUGAACUUGAUCCAAGUGAGCAGGAACAGGAAGGGGAACUUCAGCAUGGGGAUGAGGAGGUGCAAAGAAAGGUUGAUGAAAUAAAUUUUGAGGAUGAGGCUGAACAAAAGCACCUUGCUGGAAAAGCAAAGAUUAUGGAAAAUGUUGCAAAUGAUGUACCUGUAAUCUCCUCUGAACCUGGUGAAGAUGUUGGUCCAAGUAAGCAGGAACGGGAAGAGGAACAUCAGCGGGAGGAUGAGGUGCAAAGAGAGCUUGAUGAAACUUUGGAGUUGCAGAGCCAGAUUGAUAACGAGGCUGAACACAAACUUGAUGAACAAGAUAAGAAUGUAGGUGGACCCAGUGAGAAGAAUGUGGGAAGGUGGUUUUGCUGCUGUCUCCAGUGA
Juglans microcarpa x Juglans regia is the source of this 5462-nucleotide messenger RNA. RefSeq names its product myosin-2 heavy chain-like. NCBI's taxonomy places the organism in Eukaryota, Viridiplantae, Streptophyta, Magnoliopsida, Fagales, Juglandaceae. The record is from RefSeq and is a predicted model, not a curated record. The transcript is spliced from 5 exons. Bases 102 to 5462 code for a protein of 1786 amino acids.